This is a messenger RNA of Fusarium sp. VM40, 1860 nucleotides long. NCBI's taxonomy places the organism in Eukaryota, Fungi, Ascomycota, Sordariomycetes, Hypocreales, Nectriaceae. The record is from the annotation of a GenBank genome assembly.
AUGAAGCUCUCACUCUUCUUAACGGCUGGCUCUUUUGCCUGGGCCAGUCCCUCAGCUCCCAAGCUAGACUACAACAAAGCUCCCCCGAAUCUAUCGACGCUAGCCAAUCUCACAAUAUACAACACAUGGCGUCCUCGAGCUCACGUGCUUCCACCCUCUGGACAGAUCGGAGACCCUUGUAUGCAUUACACUGAUCCCAAGACUGGACUCUUCCACGUUGGAUACCUUCAUGAGGGUGCCGCUGGUGCUACCACGGAUGAUCUGGUGACAUACCAUGAUCUUAACCCAGGUGGUGCUCCUUUCAUUCGAGCUGGAGGCCUGAACGAUCCAGUGGCUGUCUUUGAUGGCUCUGUUAUUCCAAGCGGUAUCAAUGGCACCCCGACGCUCUUCUAUACCUCGGUCUCUUAUCUUCCCAUCCAUUGGACAAUCAACUACACCCGAGGUGCUGAAACACAAUCAUUGGCUGUUUCAACAGAUGGAGGCCGCAACUUCACAAAGCUUCAACAAGGACCUGCUAUCCCGGCGCCGCCCUUUGCGCUGAAUAUGACCGCUUUCCGCGACCCUUUCGUCUUUCAGAACAAGGAGCUUGAUUCCCUUCUAAAGAGCGAGUCUGGAACAUGGUACACCACCAUCUGCGGCGGUGUGCACCACAAGGGCCCCAGUAUGUUCCUCUACCGUCAGCACGACCCUGAGUUCCAGUACUGGGAGUAUCUCGGCGAGUGGUGGCAUGAGAAGGCCAACACCACCUGGGGUGAUGGUAUCUGGGCUGGACGCUACGGUUACAACUUCGAGGUUGGCAACAUCUUCAGCAUCGACGAGGAGGGAUACAGCUCAGACGGCGAGACUUUUGUCACCUUUGGAGCCGAGUGGGGUGAGGCGCCUAUCGUUCCUCAGAAGUCCCCUGAGCGUGACAUGCUCUGGGCUGCAGGCAAGACGACCCUAGAAGACGGCAAGGCCAAGUUUACUCCCUCAAUGGUUGGAAAAUACGACUGGGGACGUUCUGCUUAUGCUGCCGCUGGCAAGUAUCUGCCUUCCGAUUCUAAGGCUUCGUCCAAGAGCAAGGCCCCAGACCGAUUCAUCAGUUACCUGUGGCUCACUGGAGAUUACUACGGUGAUCUCAAGCUGUUCCCUACCCGACAGCAGAAUUGGACCGGAUCUCUUCUGCUACCCAGAGAGCUCACCAUCGGCAAGAUCAGCAAUGUCGUCGAUAACGAGCUUUCUCGCGAAGAGGGCUCGUGGCGCGCCGAGAAGAACGAGUCAGGUAUCGUGGAGCUCGCUACUAUGAAGCAGGUCAUCGCCCGAGAGGCAAUUUCAGCGUUUACCAAGACGAAGGCCCUCGUCGAGCCUGGCCGAAAUAUCAGCAAGUCCGGCUCGAUCGCAUUUGAUCGCAGCCCCAAGUCCAAGUUUUACAUUCUCAAGAGCUCCGUCACAUUCCCCAAGUCAGCCCGCAACUCGGAUCUCAAGGCUGGCUUCCAGAUUCUUGUGUCCAAGAAGGAGUCUACGACUAUUUACUACCAAUUCUCCAACGAAUCCAUGGUCAUCGAUCGCUCCAACACCAGUGCUGCCGCGCUUACCACCAGUGACAUCGACUCUAAAAACGAAUCAGGUCGCCUCCGUCUAUUCGACGUCGUGGUUGACGAUGAGGAGCAGAUUGAGACUCUCGACCUUACUAUCGUUGUUGACAACGCUAUAGUAGAGGUCCAUGCCAAUGAUCGCUUUGGAAUUUCCACCUGGGCUCGUUCUUGGUAUGCCGAUUCGACUGAUAUCCGCUUCUUCCACAGUGGAAGUGGUGAGGUGACUUUCAGUAAUGUGACGAUUCAUGAGGGUCUCGCAGAGGCUUGGCCGGAGAGGAAGCGAUAA